AGCGCGCCGGAAGCGGGAGGCGGCCGGUGGCGCCGGGGCGGCGGCCGCGCCUGCGGCGAAACGGCGCGUAACGGGCGCCCUCUGGGGUUGAGGGGCGCGGGGGCGGAGACGGGCUGGGCACCCAGAGGCAGAGGGGUGAUGAGCGGAGUGUCGGGACCAAGGAGGCGACUCUGGGGGGCGGGCUCGGGAUUUGAAAAUUGCCUGCAGUGGGGUUGGCUGAGUUGACGCGAUGGCGCGAGGUUACUCUAUGGCCCUUUAGUCUUUGCACCCACUCCUAGAAAAUUCCCGCGGUCUGCAAUUCCGGGGCAGGAUCGGUAGGAGAUGGCAACGUCCCUUGAUGUGUUGUCAGACAAAAUGCGUUUGGACCUGUAGGUCGUGCAAAUUGCCACUGCGGAGAACGAGAAACACGAGCAUUCAGAGGGCUCUGUAGUAAACCCAGAUAAACUUUGCAUCCUAAUAACAGGACAGGCCAACAGUGGGGAAAUAGAGACGGCCCCCUCGGACUCCUUUCUUCCAAGGCAUGCCGAAGGAAGUAUUAUGGAUUUUGUCUGGGAAGAGGUUUCAGCCACUAAGCCAGUAAGGAAGAUGAGCCUGAUGUGGGCAGAAUUCAAAUAAGCUGAACAGUUCUGUGAAGGACCUGCGAACCCUGAGAUGGUAGGCAAGCUGCAGAGUAAGAUGUGUGGAGGUGUGGAUGCUGCCCCACACCCCACCCGGAGAUCUUGACUGCAUGGAGUGCUUUGGGGGCUGGGUGGCAAGGACCAGGAUGUGGUCCCUGGAGAAGAUUGGCAGUAGCAUUAAUAUCAAACUUAUGCAGUGAGCAAGUUUCUUCUGAGCCUCAGCGUCCAACUGGAAGCAUUUAUAAGUGUCUGUCACCACUAUGAAGGAUCAGGAGCAUGGAUAGAAGAAAACAUUUCCAGUCACGUGACAUCUUGGCCAGCAGGGUUUGUGUAUGAGUGUGGGUAUCAGGGAAAAGGAAGAAUUUAUGCCCAGCCAUUUGCACCCACUGCUGGCACCAAAAGCGAAGAAGGGAUUGAAAGGCUCCAUUGAUGAUGUUCUUGGUGACCUCCUGGAGGAUGACAUGACAAUACCUGAGAGGCCUGUUAAACUAGCUUCACCUGCCAGAGACACCACGGGUGUAUCUCAGGCACUCCCUUCUUCAAAGGCCAGAACAAAGUCCCUCCUGAAUGACAGUAUCUUCAACACCAGGGCAGACUUGGCAGAAGCUGAUGCUGAGGUUUCAGAUAUCUCAGAUGCAGACCCACAGGCUUUGCUCAAAGCUAUGAAGGAUCUGGACAACAUGGAAGCUGACCUCUUAGGUCUGAAGAAGUCUAAUCUGGCCUCUGGCAAAAGAGCUGCAAAGGGCCCUGGGAAAGAAGAGCUGCCUGGUGACCCCAGACCUGCUGGCAAGUUAAUAGCCUCUGAGAAAGGGGACACCAUUCUCACCAAGAAGCCACCUCUCUCUCCCAGCAGCAUUCCUGGGCCUCGUUACGGGAGGUUUUCCUUCGGAGACUCAGAAGACCCGUUGGCAGGACUUCUCUCUGAUGAUGAGGAAGAAAUAGCCCAGAAGCCACCUGUGACAGAGAGUAAGGCAGCUCUUGACAAGAGCCUUGGCACAGUCAGAGAUCAAGGUCCUUCAAUUCCUCUGACUCCUGGGGACACUCCUGUCCGGAAGAAAGAUUUGUUUGAUGAUGGUGAUGACAUCAUGGCCGCUCUGGGGUUCGGAGACAGUCCCAGCACAGACAGGAGGCAGAUGGGAGUCCAGGAAGGGCCCCGCCCUGCGCGUGCAAAGCUGGAUGAGCUGCUGGGUCGAGGUCCUGCCACCAAGCUCCCGGACUGCCCAGGCACAGGGGCAAAUAAGGAGUUCAAACUUGACAAGAAGUACCAGAGGCUGCAGGAUGAAGAUCCCUGGGAUGACGAGGACUUCAUCUUUGGGGCCUAUCAGCCCACUGUGGUCUCCUCUGAGAGACGGCAGUCCCGCCGGCAGUCAGUCAGUAGGUUCUUAGCAGAUGGUGGCCCAGACACCAAGGGAGAAUUGGGCUCCAAACAGAGCCCUCCGGCAAUGUCCAGCCCCGUCCAGCCCAGGAAGGGAGGAGCUGACUGGUUGGGCCUCAAGGAUGAUAACUUGGAGCUGCUUCCUCCCUCCCCCACCAGAGAAACCCAAAGGGGGGCCACGGUGCGCUCCUCACUCACAGCACCCCUUCCUGCAAGCCAGCACUCUGGCCCAGCUACACUGCCCUCCUCAGGGGCAAAGCCAUCAACUGAGGGUGCAGGGUUUCCUGCCAAAGCCAGACAGACUUCCACUCUGGGAGCAUCUGAGGAGAAAGAAGAAGACUGGCUGAGCCAUGCCUUGUCUCGGAAGAGGUUCCAAGGUCUGGCCAGAGAGGAGUAUCCUGAGGCCUCCAAAGACCCAAGCUUGGUGGGGACAGUGGGCCAUGCCCCCUUUGGCAGCCAUCCUGCUGCCAAUGCUCAGGGACUCGCGCAGACAGCUGCUGGAAGAACCUCUGGAACAACAGCUCGAGAAAUGCCACCUGCCAGGCCUGACACCUCAGGCUCCCCCCUCACUUGGAACCAGGCCACCUCAGCCCUCUCUGCAGGUGUCCCAAGGAAAGGAACAGCCCCUGGAGAGCUCUCUAGCGCCGAGCCUGCUGCUGAUGUCCCAAGCUCCCAGGAAUCCACAGGGCUUCCUGCACCUGUCCAGUCCCUGCUCCCAGAAUCCCUGGUGCGGGGUCCGCUGCCAGGCACAGGAUACCAGACGCAGUUCCUGGCCGCACAGAUGCAGCUUCAGAGCAGCACUGCCCAGCUCCAGGCUGAGCUGCUGCAAAGCCAGGGACAGCUGGCUGAGCUGGUGGCCCAGGUGCGGAAGCUGGAGCUGGAGCGGGCCCAGCACAAGCUGCUGCUAGAGAGUUUGCAGCAGAGGCAGCAGGCGGACUUGGAGCUCAUUGAGAGCACACACAGAAGCCGCAUCAAGGUGCUAGAAACAUCUUACCAGCAAAGAGAGGAACGACUCCGGAGAGAGAAUGAGGAGUUAUCCGCUCGAUAUCUGUCACACUGCCAGGAGGCCGAGGAGGCCCGCACCGAGCUCACGGCCCAGCACCAGCGGCGGCUGGCAGCUGCUGAGCAGGAGAAGGACCAGGAGAUGGAGCGGCUGCGGGAGCUGCAGCGGGUGUCCAUCCAGGAGAUGCGCAAGGACCACGAGAAGCAGCUGCAGUGGCUGAAGCGGCUGAAGGACCAAGAGAUCGAUGCGGUCACCAGUGCUACCUCCCACACACGGUCCCUUAAUGGCAUCAUUGAGCAGAUGGAGAAGUUCUCUAACAAUCUGAAUGAGCUGUCCUCUCGUGUGGAGGCCUCACACCUCGCCACCUCCCAGGAGUGGGAGCUGGGGACACGGCACCGAGACGAGCAGCUGCGAGCACUGCAGGAGCAGCUGGGCCGGCAGCAACGGGACAUGGAGGAGGAGCGGAACCAGCUGCAGGAAGUCAUCAGGAAGAUGGAGACGCGGCUGAGCGAGCAGAGCCGGCUGCUGGAGCAGGAACGGUGGCGAGUGAACGCUGAGCAGUCCAAGGUGGAGUCCAUGCAGCACUCUCUUGAGGAGCAAAGGAAGGUCAUGGCCCAGCAGACAGCCAUGGAGAGGGCAGAGCUAGAGCGGGCCAAGAGUGCCCUGCUGGAGGAGCAGAAGUCCAUCAUGCACAAGUGUGGGGAGGAGCGCCGGCGCCUGGCCACCGAGUGGGCCGAGUUCUUCACACAACAGCAGCUAAGUAAGGAGCGGGCUGAGCGCCAGGUGGAGCGGGCACUGCAGGUGGACACCCAACGGGAGAGUACCCUUGUCAGUCUGGCCAAGGAGCAGGCUGAGCUGAAGAUCAAGGCCAACGAGCUCCGGGUCAAGGAAGAGCAGCUGGCGGCUGAGAGGGAAGCCCUGGAGCGGGAGCGGCAGGAGCUGCGGCUGGAGAAGGAAAGGGUCAGUGCCACUGCCCUGCGCAUCCGGCUCCGUUCUGAGGAGGUGGAAAACAUGAGCAAGGUGGCCUCGGAGAAAUAUGAGGAGGGGGAGCGGGCAUUGUGCCAGGCCCGGCAGGUGCAAGCUGAGCAGCAAGCCCGACUGCAGGUGGUGCAGCAGCAGCAGGAACGGCUGCGGCAGCAAGAGCAGAACAUGCACCAGGAGCACCUGAGUCUAGCCCAACAGAGACAGCAGUUAGACCGAAUGCGACAGGACCUGCCCUCCAGCCUCUCAGGACUGCUCCCCAACACCCAGGGCUUGGCAGCUUCCAGUCUGAGUGCCCUCUUGGCUCCUGCUCCCACCCCUCUUCAGUGCAGACAGCCCCUGGCCAGCCUGGCUCCAGGACACUCAAACCUGCAUGCCAAACUGGUACUGCUGAAGCAUGCAGCCGAGCAGGACCGAGACUUCUUGGAGAAUGAGCAGUUCUUCUUGGAGACCCUGAAGAAAGCGUCUUACAAUGUGACAUCCCAUUGAGCCUGAGAGGGGACCUAGCUGCCUUAACAGGGGAGGAAGACUCCAACCCAAAUUCUGUCCUCCCACCCAGCUGGCUGCCAGCUACAUGGAGGUGGUACCUGGGGCAGGCUCUGAAACACCUAAUUAUAGCUCUUCCUGUGGACUGGGUGCAAGUGUGUCCUUUGCAAGUACAACAGCCAUGUCUCUGGGCCCUGCAGGGCUCAGGUUCUCUCAUCAUUGUUGUGGCUGUUUGCCACAACUAUCGGGCUCAGAUCUGAGGGUCUUAGCUCCAACUGGGCUCUGUGGACACCCCCAACCUCACUCCACAAGCAAGAUCUUUUUGCCUGGGUCUCUGAGGCAGGAGGAGCCUUUGCUCCCUGCCAAAGAGGUCCCCUCCCUACUACGCCCUGGGGAAGGGCCUCCUGGCUUGAGAAUGGGAGGAAGUGUGGGGCAGGAAGGACACCCAGCCAGAUGUUCCCCCACAAUCUGAUGUGCUCCUGGACUCAGCCAACUCCUCAUCUCUUCGGGCAUCCAGGAAGCUCCUGCCCUGUUGCUGGAAAGACCAGCUAGACCAACUAGUGUGGACACUGGCCUGCUCUGCCUCCUCUUCCUCAUCUGAUGCCCCACUGACAGGAGGGGAGGGAGCUUUGGAUGGUGGGGGUGUAGGAGGGACAAGAGGUGCUGUUCACCUGCUUGAACCUACAGUCCUGUGGGAAUGAAGAUGACAGAGUGAGAGCUUCUGUCCCCAGAGACAGAGCCCUUCUAGGUUGCUGCCACCCACCAGUACCUCUGCCAUUCGCUACCUGUGCCUGGAGAGUGGUGGGAGGAUUGGGAAUUGUCCCCAGCAGACUCAAGGACACCUAAUAAAAUCACUGUAAAGCAGCUUUUUAUCAGGGAGCAGUUUCUCACCUUCCAUCAGAGGAAACCAUCCAGGUGAACAGGAAGGUGUUAAAUGGGGUCUGAGGUACACAAUUUGUAUAUCUGUUCUUUCAGAGGGAUCUUAUUUUAUCAAAAAUGUACAGCCUUAGUUUGGGACCCACUAAAUUGCCGGAUUUAUUUUUGCUGGGGCCGGAUUUGAACCCACCACCUGCAGUAUAUGGAGCCAGAGCCCUACUCCUUCCACCCAAAUUGCUAGAUUUUUUUAUCAUUUUCUUUUUAGAGAUAAGGGGGUUUUUUGUGUGUGUUUUUUGUUUUUCGUUUUGUUGCCUUCGGUAGAGUGCUGGGCCAUCACCGCUCACAGCAACCUCCAGCUCUUGGGCUUAGACUAUUCUCUUGCCUCAGCCUCCUAAGUAGCUGGGACUACAGGCACCCACCACAAAGCCCGGCCAUUUUUUGUUGCAGUUUGGCCAGGGCCGUGUUUGAACCCGCCACCCUCAGUGUAUGGGGCUGGCGCCCUACUCACUGAGCCACAGGUGCUGCCCCCUUUUAUUUAUUUAUUUAUUUAUUUAUUUUACAUUUUAUAAAUGACUUGGACAUUUU
Nycticebus coucang (slow loris) is the source of this 5923-nucleotide messenger RNA. It is a transcript of the gene FBF1, whose product is annotated as Fas binding factor 1. Gene Ontology annotation, biological process: cilium assembly; establishment of epithelial cell polarity. NCBI's taxonomy places the organism in Eukaryota, Metazoa, Chordata, Mammalia, Primates, Lorisidae. Bases 950 to 4465 code for a protein of 1171 amino acids. The record is from RefSeq and is a predicted model, not a curated record. Gene Ontology annotation, cellular component: centriole; ciliary basal body; ciliary transition fiber. The transcript is spliced from 31 exons.